UCGUCUAACAGGAAAUAGAAGAGGGACAGGCUUUCUUCCGCUAGCUAGGUAGCUACUGCUGGAAAGUAGCGACAAUUUUUUCAGGUAAUGUGAAUUAAGCAGUCUUUCUUUUUACCCUGCACUUAAACUGCAUAUUGAGAUUGUAGGGAGUCGUGUACAUUUGCGCAGGUUUCUGGUGUGUUUUUGUCGAUAUUUCUGAAACGAAAGGGGGAAGUUGUCUUUGUUUUGAUGUGUGUUGUCGAAAAGCAGGCUUCAAUGUUGUUCUUCAUCAAGGCCCGGACUGUUUGGAUGGAGGAUUUCCGGCGCUGUGCAGCUGUCAAAACGAACGCGAUUUAUAAAUUAAUCCUUAUUGUUUGUAUGAAAAUUCAAAGCAUGUCAUCAUACCAUCUUACAGUGUUUAAUGUCUUUAUUUCUUAAGGAUAUAUUCAUGAUGAGUUAUGCUGAGAAGCCGGAGGAUAUAACAAGGGAGGAGUGGAUGGAUAAACUCAACAAUGUCCACAUUCAGAGAGCGGAUAUGAACAGGCUCAUCAUGAACUACCUUGUGACAGGUGAGGAUCCUGCUCAUAAACGCUAUCUGCAUUUAAUGUGCAAGAUUUGAACUCAGUUUCUGUCCAACAGAGGGCUUCAAGGAGGCAGCAGAGAAGUUCAGGAUGGAGUCUGGGAUCGAGCCCAGUGUGGACCUGGAUUCUCUGGACGAAAGAAUCAAGAUCAGAGAGAUGAUUCUAAAGGGGCAGAUCCAAGAUGCUAUUGCACUGAUUAACAGUCUGCACCCAGAGCUGCUGGAUACAAACCGUUACCUCUACUUCCACCUACAGGUAAGAAAACAGAGCAUUAGACCUCCAUGACUAGAGAAAAACAUGCUGUGUGCUCUGUGCAAGCUAAAGUUAGAGUUAGCCAUCUGCUAUUAGCCUUGCUGCACUGUUAACCGUGCCAGUAAUGGUAGAAUAAAUGAAAGUACACAUAACAUGAUCAAGCUACUUCGAUUACUGAGGCAGCUUCACCGAUCGGCGGGGGUGGGAUUAAUCUGUAAUCAGAUUUUUUUCCACUUAUAAUUGGUAUAGGCGUCGGGCCCUAGUUUGUACAGCCGUACACAACGUGUAUCUCAUUUUGCUUUGACUUUAGUAUAAUUUUUAAUUUUUAUUUAUUUUUUGCUGUCUGACAAAUUCUGUUCUUUUCAAUAUCUCAUACACUCCACGACUGUUUCUCUUUGCAGCAGCAGCAUCUGAUUGAGCUGAUCCGCUUAAGGGAGACGGAAGCAGCCCUUGAAUUUGCUCAGUCCCAGUUAGCAGAGCAGGGAGAGGAGAGCCGAGAAUGUCUGACUGAGAUGGAGAGGACACUGGCCCUGCUGGCAUUCGACAACCCUGAGGAGUCACCUUUUGGAGAUCUGCUCAAUAUGAUGCAGAGACAAAAGGUGAGGUCAAUGGUUGUACUUUUUACAAAGCAGUUGAUGAUCACAUGCCAAACAAUGAAAGCUGCUCUGUUUUUCUUUGCGCCCUAAGGCCACUGUUUGGUCCAAAACCCUGACAUUUGCCGAGCAUUUUGAUAUUUCUUAAAUAAAUUACCCUACUGAAAAUCUCCACAAAUAAAAUCUCCUUCUUGAUAUUGACAGUGUACAAAGCAUUUAACAUGUCUUUCUGUUUGCCUUCCAGGUGUGGAGCGAGGUGAAUCAGUGUGUGCUAGACUAUGAAAACAGAGAGUCGACUCCCAAGCUGGCCAAGCUCCUGAAGCUGCUGCUGUGGGCCCAAAAUGAACUCGACCAAAAGAAAGUGAAGUACCCCAAAAUGACAGACCUCAGCAAGGGAACAAUCGAAGACCCCAAAUAAAGAUCACAUUGGAAACAUGCCACAUCAUCACAAAACGGACACAUUUCCUUUAUCUAUUUAUACCCCAACAAACAGACUUACAGAGAGUUCAACCUUUUCUUUUUGUAAGGGUUGCUUUUUGAUACUUACAUAAUGUAGAAUGUGAAGACUGGAUUGAUGGCAUUUUAAGAUGACUUCUCACACUAAAGUAACAUGCAGACCAUUAUUUUACUCUGUAUUAUUAUUUACAUAUUUGUUUAUGUAAAAUUAGUUCACUAGUUUUUCUGUCUAUUGGCAGGGAAAGUUGCUUGCAUAUGAGGAUGUGAAUUAAGCCUAAAUUAGGCUGUCACUUUUGAUGUGACCACUAAGAACAGGCAUACUUUGAUGUUUCAGGAAAAUUGUUGGCUCAGUGUGCACUGCCACAAGUAAACACAAACCGUUCUGUACAAAGAAACAUGAAUAUAUUUCAGCUCGUAGUUCAUUUAGCUUUAUGUGGUGGCAAUAGCCGAAGCGAGAUACUUGGGAUGUUUAAAACUACUGUGACAUUAAAAGUAAAAUUCUGCUUUAGAGUCAUAACGCAUAAUUGCUUGAGACAUUAUAGAAAACAUGCUGAAAUAGAGGAGAGCAAAAAAAUAAAGAUUUUUUUUUAAAUGGAGCUAUACAUUGCAGUAGCAGAUGACAAGUUGAACAAAACAAGAUUCAUAGACUGAUAAUAAUCGUUGGAGCGUACUGUGACAGUGCAAGCAUAGAGGCAGCCUCAAAUUCACACUGUUAUAUCACUGAUAAUACAAGAUGUGAAUGAAUACAUUACGUCUAUGUCAGCAGACAUGGAGAGACUUUUACAGAUGGAUUAUUUACAUGUAUGAAACAAGUAGCUCUUUUUGCAUAUUUGAUGUGCUUUUUUUGCUGGGAUGUUAUUUUGCAAUAAAAGUGAAUUUUUAAACCGGGCAAAUCUGA
This is a messenger RNA of Xyrichtys novacula (pearly razorfish), 2759 nucleotides long. The record is from the annotation of a GenBank genome assembly. Lineage: Eukaryota; Metazoa; Chordata; Actinopteri; Labriformes; Labridae.